GUUUUUUGUGCCCCUAAACAGUGCACUUGAAUUUCCGUAGCGCUCAUCCUCUCGCAGGAACUCAGGAAGUACAUUGUAAAGAAAGAAAACCUCCCGCCAAAAUCACAUUAGGCAUUUCAAUUUCUCAAUCUUUGGCGUAGCCAUCGCCAGAAAAAAUGGAGGUGAAAGAAGCUGGAUCUUCGUUGGACGCGCUUAUCUCUUCUUUCAACGCUCGAAUCGCCGAGCUUCAGCAACUCGUCAUCGCUCGAAACAUGUAUCCAUCGAGCAGUAUUUCCGACUUAACUGCGGUUGAUUCGUCACUCUCUGGAUUAGAGCUCCAGCUCGAGAAUAUCCGAACCCGAUUGCGUGAAGAAACUGAAGCCAUCCCCAAAGCCAAAAAAUUGAUAGAGGCAUCAUUGAAGCAACAGAAGAAACUGCAAUUUAUUGCUGCUAAUAUUCCUUUGAGCUUGUCUGGAAGAAUGGACCACACAACACAAGAUACCAUUAAUGGUGUUCAACAACAUUCUUGUACAGAUGAUUUAACUCAUGAGCCUCUGAAAAUUGAAGAGCCCGCACAAAGAGAAAAAAAGGGUCGUGCGCCUCCACCAUUGUGGUACCUCAAUGCUGAUGAUCUGAAUAAUCUGCCAUCGUACAUGAGAGGCAGGCUCACUCUUGAUAAGAUCAAUGCAGCUAUUGAUGACAUUGCAAUGUAUGCUGAAACAAAUUCCCAGCUCAUCAGAGCACCUAGAAAGAAGUUGACUGAGAAUAUCGUGGAGAAAGCAAUGGAACUAAGAGAUAUUGCUGCAACAGAAGCGUUUAAGGGGAAACACUUCUUUCUUGAGUCAGACAUUAAAGGCCCUUCACUGAAACUUGACCAUACAGGAAAAGCAAUACUGACUAUCCUUCGACACACUGGUCGUAUUACUGAAGGUCGAAGUGGGCAUAACCGUGUUUUUAUACUUGUAAGGCCUCAACAAAUUUGAUAGGUAUGUAUGUUAUAUGAAUCUAGGAAUGGUUGAAUGUAGUAAUGUACAUCCGCCACCGCCUUUAUGUGUUAGUACACCAUAUCUAUGGUUUGCUGUUGUAUUUAUUCUCUUUGAGUUGUGUGACCCAGCAAUUUCAAUACAAGCAGGAAAGGAUCAAGGAAUUAUGGCUAAAGGGGGCAAUUUUUUUCAUUAGUUUAGACUGUUUAUUUUGUUAUUCAAAAUAUAUAUAUUUUCAUUAGCUUAUACUGGACAUUUAAAAUUACCCCUCUAAACUUAC
Molecule: messenger RNA, 1242 nt
Organism: Cuscuta epithymum
Lineage: Eukaryota; Viridiplantae; Streptophyta; Magnoliopsida; Solanales; Convolvulaceae
Source: the annotation of a GenBank genome assembly